AGGUACUCUAUAUUCAUUUUUUGUUAAGAAGCUAAGCUGCCUGGUGGGAGGUUUUAAUUUUUUUUCCGAGUAACGGCUUGUCUCCCCCCCUUUCUUUAGCUACGCCGGUAGUGCAUACAGGCCGCCACCUGGUCUGUCAGAGGUGCUCUACCUACAGUAACUUAAUAGCCCCCCCCCCGUUUCCGGCCCCCACAUACAGGAAGGUACCGGGUUGGCGAUGGCGCCUUAAGCCGAAGACACAUUAAAGAGCACGGCCAAAUCCAAAGAGCGUUUCUGUAUUCAUCAAACCAUCAUGGCUGAAGAGGAAAUUGUAAUUCUCCGUGCAGAGUUGGAUCGUUUGUCCGCUGAGCUACAAGAGACAACAGCAGACAAGUUACAGGCUGCUCAGUAUGGUCUGGCAGUGUUGGAGGAGAAUUCAGAACUAAAACGAAAGAAUUCUGAUCUGGAUUCAGAAUGCGAGCUGCUGAAGCUAGAACUCAAGCAGAUGAAAGAGGCACUUGCUGAAUCCCAAACCAAUCACAAACGAACUGCUGAAGAUGGAGAGAGCAGGGAAGAAAAUCUACUUAAAGAAGCUGCUUCCAGAGAAGCAAAACUAUCGGAUAAGAUCGAUGAGCUUCACAGUGAACUUAAACAACUAAAAUCAUUCCGUACAAAUACUACAUCAGAAAAUGAACGCCUGCACCUGGUAAUACAAAACAUAAAAAAGGAAUAUGGAGAAACUGAAAAAGAGAAGGCAAAGCUGCGAGAAGAAAUAAAACAGUGUAAGAUUAGCGAAAUGCGACAACUGCAAGAUUUUUCUGACCUCGAAGAAGAAAACAUCUCUCUCCUAAAACAAGUGUCUAUAUUAAAGGAAAACCAGGUGGAAUUUGAAGGCAUAAAACAUGAGCUGAAAAGAAGAGCAGAAGAAAUAGAUGUUUUGAAUGGCAAUGUAGAAGAGCUGAUGAGGCUAAGAGAUAUCUCAGAAAGACAAUUGGAAGAAGCCCUAGAAUCGCUAAAAAGUGAACGGGAGCAAAAAAAAGAACUGCAACGUGAAUUAUCUGCCUUUCUUAAUUACGAUUCUGUUGGGAACUUGCAUGGAAACUUUGAGGACCACAAUGAAGAAGAGUUUGACAGUGGGUACAACUUUGGCAUAAGCAAAACUAAUGGAGAAAUAUUGAUGUCUACACCACGCAACAGUGACAUAUACCAUCCUGGUCCAAAAGCAGCAUUGAAUCUCUUCACAGAGCUUAAUCUCCCAGAAAUUCAAAAACUGCAACAGCAGCUCCUACAGGUUGAUCGGGAAAAAGCCUCAGUGAUGGCUGAUCUUGAAGGGCUGAAAAAUAAUUUGGAUGUUGCCACAGAAGCACUCUCCAAAGAACAAAAGCAAAAUGGUGAACUGUUGGAGCAAAUUAAUGCUUUAAAAGAGGAUCUUGACAACAGUGGAAGGAAAUGUGAAACAGAAGUCUUUAAAUGCCAGUGUAAGCAGGAAAACACUGAGGCAUCCAGACUCAAAAAGGAGCUUAAAGAACUCCUGCAACAAUAUCAGGACUUAAAAAAGCAAUACAAGGACGAAAAAGCUGAAUGGGAGGCAAGCAUGCAAGAAGUAACGGAAAGACUCUCUCUGUACAUGAAAUGUGAAAGAAGUGAUCAAGGACUGUUGGGCGAGCUGCAGGAAGAUUUGAAAACCCUACGGAGGUCAUACUGUGAUGUGCAGAGCAAGCUGAACCUGGCACAGGAUGAACUCAUGUCAUUUACGGAGGAGCUUGCCCAUCUUUAUCAUCACGUGUGCAUGCGAAACAGCCUCACACCCAACCGUGUCAUGCUAGACUAUUAUAGAGAUGGAAAGGGCUCAAAACUGCACUUCCGAAAAAGAAAGUCUUCUGACUUUUUCGGAAAACUUUUAGUCAGUCCGGAUAUGGAAAUAACAGAGAUACACAGCGGGGAAUGUUCCCCCCUAAGUAGCCCUGCAUCUUCCAUUGGGUCAGACUGUGGGGACUCUUCCAGAGAACCUCUCAGUAUAACUCAUCUUAUAGCAAUUGUUAAAGACCAGAUUAAGCACCUUCAGGGAGCUAUUGUGGUGUCCUGGCAACACACCUCAUUAGAAAGCAUAGCUUCGGAAAUGGACAAGGACAAAGAGGUUCUGGUGGAUGAAAUAAUGAAACUUAAAUCUUUGCUGAGCACUAAAAGAGAACAAAUAGCCACUCUGAGGACUGUUCUGAAGGCUAACAAGCAGACAGCUGAGGUAGCAAUGUCGAACCUGAAGAGCAAAUACGAAAACGAGAAGGCUCUAGUGUCAGAUACAAUGGUGAAGCUAAGACAUGAACUAAAAGCCUUGAAGGAGGAUGCUGCUACGUUUUCUUCUUUACGAUCUCUCUUCGCAAGCAGAUGUGAUCAAUAUGUGACACAGUUGGAAGAGAUGCAGCGCCAGCUUGCUGCAGCAGAGGAUGAGAAGAAGACUCUGAAUUCCUUGCUCAGGAUGGCCAUUCAGCAGAAGCUGGCCCUAACACAACGAUUGGAGGGUCGGGAAGGAGCACAUAAUGCCUCUAAAAGCCACUCAAAGUCCUCUACAAAAGGCAAAACGCAUUCUGCAAAAUCAAAGUAUAUUUGAAUAUUGCAGUUAAGCACCUCCGGCCCUACUUUCUGCCUGUGGGUAUCUACAUCACCAGCCUUCAGACAUCCCUGCUAAAAGGAGAAUUGGACCACAGUCAGCAUUAGAGCAACACCAGCGUUAUACCUACGCUAAAAAUCUACAAGAUGCUUGCAUAACGGUUUACAUCUAUCUCUGAAAAAACACUCCAGUCUUCAAUGAAAUCAUGUUUUUUACUGUAAACCUGUAGUCAGUAUUGUAUUUAUUAGAUUUUAUUAUAAUACGAAAACUGCAAACCACUGGAGUUUUUUGUCAAAAGUGCCUUAAACUAUUUUAUAUUUACUAACCUGUUUUUAACAUUUAGCAUCAUUUAUUUAUCUGAGGUUUAUACUCUCCCUCUGACUGGCCUUUCCCUUCCCUUUCUGAUGAUAAAUGGCUCAAAAACAGCACCUUCUCUGCAUCGGGCCGCUCUUACACAUGAUGUGUGAAAAUUGUCACAUUCACUAUCUGUAACAUAACAGGAAGUUUGUAUACUGGUGUAUGUAUACUGGUGUAUGUAUACCGGUGUAUGUAUACCGGUGUAUGUAUACCGGUGUAUGUAUACCGGUGUAUGUAUACCGGUGUAUGUAUACCGGUGUAUGUAUACCGGUGUAUGUAUACUGGUGUGUCUUAUGCACAAUUAACUCCCGGAUAACACAAUAAUCACAAUGAUUCCUAAUACAGGGGCAGUGUAACUAAUUCUUCAGCAUAAGUUCACUGAAUAGGACUUGCUCUGAGCACACUUUUUGCCUAUUGUUUUAAUUAAUGUUUUUGUUUUUGAGCUAAACAGGGAAUGGCUGAGAAACUCCGGUAAUCAUGAAGAUGCUGAAAACCAGAACAGUGUUUAAAGAUAAUGGCAUAUGGGGCAAUUUCUAGUGUUUUGUGCCCCGUGUGAUUGUUGCCCUCUGAGAAGGGGACAAUAUGCUAGAAAUCCUCCUGUGCUCAUGUCACUAAAGUUUACUAUUCUAGCUAAUUACUGCCCCUUUCAUUAAAAUGAGGAGAGAACUGCAAUUUAGAGCUUUUUGGCACAUUUGAGUUUUCCUCCUGUAAAUGGAGGAUGUUUACAUAUUGGCCUCACUUAGUUAUUCCAUCUUUGAUAGAUACUUAAACCUUAAUGGAUAGUUGAACACAUUCCAUAUAAUGAUUACUGUUUAAGAUAUGAAUUCAUAAUAAGUUAAAAAAAAAUUGAACUAAACUAUUUUAAUAACGUGAUAUAUUUUAUUACAAGUCUGCAGCCAUUGGUUGCUUUUUAAAAGAUGCUGGGUUAUCUGUACAAUAUUGUAAUGACAGUAUUAAUUGAAUAAUGUUUGCAUUGGACAUCCACGUUUCUAAUUGUGCUCUAACCACUUGUUUGUUUGUUUGUUUGUACCUUGAUUGUGAAACAACAAAAUGAACAAAAGCUGAAGUCAGGGGUUGCAUUUGUUUAAUAUACCUACCCUGCAGCAAUUUUGUGGAGGGAUACGUCCAUUCAGGCUAUUGCUUCUAGCUUUUAGCAUUCCACUUGUUUGUAUAUAAAUGAAAAGAUAAUUGCAUUUACCUCACAAUCUUGUGGGAUGUCCAUUUUAUGGGGGACCAUUUUAUGAUGGUGUUAGUGUAACGGUGAUAAAAUAAGCAGCACUGGGCUAGGUACGGAUUUUCAGUUUUAUAUUGAUGCUAUUUUGUUAUUAUAGAAUUCACCCUUAGAGAUACAACUUUUUUUCCCCAAAAGCUCCAUAUUCCACUGGAGGGAAAGAUCAUUUUCCAUUGUCAAAGUUACUGUGAUUUACAGGUAACAUUGCAUUCCACUGUUCAUAAAUAAAAAUAUAUUUAAUGUAAAA
Molecule: messenger RNA, 4422 nt
Organism: Xenopus tropicalis (tropical clawed frog)
Lineage: Eukaryota; Metazoa; Chordata; Amphibia; Anura; Pipidae
Gene: bicd2l
Product: BICD cargo adaptor 2 like
Exons: 9
Coding region: 293-2587 (764 amino acids)
Molecular function (GO): dynein complex binding; cytoskeletal adaptor activity
Source: RefSeq, a predicted model, not a curated record